AUGGAAGCUCCUUCAGGUCAAGGAGUAUCACAUUUUUUGGGGGGUGGGGAGAGAAGGCAGAAAGAGAGGCAAUGUCAGGCACUGAGAUUUAGAAGAGUAGCUACAACUGUUCUUCGUUCUUGAGAUCCAUCUGGGUUGGCUUCCUGCAGGUGCUGGAAUUUUCAGAGCUAGUCCCACAGUGAGGGGAGCUAACCUGGAGUAGGCAUGUGAAUUCUUUUCAACAAGCACAAGUAAAGCUCAACCUUUUUGUUCAGCCUGGUACAACCAAUCAUACGGGAGAGAAGAAAAUAAGGGUCACUGCCCGAGGGGCAUUACAGUCUCCCCACAGAGCCCUCCUUUUUACUGCAACCUCCACCUCCUGCGUUCAAGAGAUUCUCCUGCCUCAGCCUCCCAAGUAGUUGGCAUUACAGGCAUGUGCCACCACUACCGGCUAAUAGGGAGGCACUUUUAAUUGGCCCACAGUCCAGUUAAACUCCAAGGAGUGAGGAAGUCACCCGGGAGUACAGAACAGGGUGGGAUCCUUCCGGGCUUGGGCAGCCUUUGGUAGUGGGGAUGCUUGGAAAGGUCAGGGUCUCAGGCCUGGAGGUGACCAAGUUUUCUCUCCAAAAGAGAAGGGCAGACGAUGUAAAAAAAAAAAAAAAAAAUCCAGGCUUCACAGCGGCAGUCAAAUCCUUCUAUGUCCCCAGUUUAUCACUCAGAAAGGGUCUCCAGACGCUCCUGCAAAAGGCCAACUCUACUUGCCGGCUCCCACUUCCCCUCCUUCGCCACAGGAGGGUGGCGAAGGAUUUAUAACCCACCUUUCUAUCAGUUGCCAUGGAGACCAGCCCCAGUCCUUUCAUUCCUUCUGGUACCGGGAACGUCUCCAUCCAACGCAGGCGGAAAGGAGGAGGCUAAGCCCAAACAUGCUGCGGGAGGGGCUGGAGGCCUCGACGGCAGCUGAGGAACAAGGCCGACGGACAAAGGCUAAGGUCAGCCGCGAUUCAAGCCCUUUGGUCUGCCGACGACCGGCGGCCAGGCGCUGCGGAAGCACUACUGAGCUUGAGGAGGGCUCGAGCUACGAGGACUGCACGGAGCAGCGGGGUGGGACUCGGGGUCGCCCCAGGAGAGUUCCGCGGCCCGGGGAGCAGACCCAUGGACCGGGGAAGGGGGGGUGCUGAUGGCGGGGGUGGAUGAGGAGGCGCGGGCCCUUCCACCCACGUGUCCAUUGGGCGGCGCCGCCAUCACUCUCUUUUCGGCUAUACCGCCUUCUACUCCUCCGCGGAACCCGGAUCCCCUCCUCCAACAGCUUCUCCCGCCCAGUCACGGGAGCCUCUGAUUGGACAGGGAUACGGUCAAUCCUCAUCUAGUUAGGGAGCCGAUUGGACGCGAGGCCUUCGGGCCGCCUCCAGCCUCGUCGGAUUGGCUUCCUGCGCGUUGGCGCAACGGAAGAGGCGGCCGGCCGAGGGCGCGCCUCUGCUCUGGCUGGACUACCGUGGAGAAGGCAAGAGGAGUCCGACGCUGGGGGGCUGGCUCGGGCGGCAGCGGUGGCUGCUGCGGAUGGGAGCGGGCCGGCUCGGCGCGCCCAUGGAGCGCCACGGCAGGGCCUCCGCCACCUCCACCUCGUCGGCUGGGGAGCAGGCGGCCGGGGGCCCCGAAGGGCGGCGGCGGGAGCCACUGCGGCGCCGGGCUAGCAGCGCGUCGGUGCCCGCGGUCGGGGCCUCGGCGGAGGGCGCGAGGCGGGACCGACUGGGCUCCUACAGCGGCCCCACCGCGGUCACCCGUCAGCGCGUCGAAAGCCUGAAGAAAAAGCGGCCGCAACUGCUGCUUGCUUUCAUUUCCUUCUCCUUUCUCUUCCCUCUUCAACUUCCUAUGUCGAAAUCAUUUUUUCCAUGGUUUGGCUUGGAUAUCGGUGGAACUCUGGUCAAGCUGGUUUAUUUUGAACCCAAAGACAUCACCGCUGAAGAAGAGGAGGAAGAAGUGGAAAGUCUUAGAAGCAUUCGGAAGUAUCUGACUUCCAAUGUGGCGUAUGGGUCCACAGGCAUUCGGGAUGUGCACCUCGAACUGAAGGACCUGACUCUGUGUGGACGCAAAGGCAAUCUGCACUUUAUACGCUUUCCCACUCAUGACAUGCCUGCUUUUAUUCAAAUGGGCAGAGAUAAAAACUUCUCAAGUCUCCACACUGUCUUUUGUGCCACUGGAGGUGGAGCAUACAAAUUUGAGCAGGAUUUUCUCACAAUAGGUGAUCUUCAGCUUUGCAAACUGGAUGAACUAGAUUGCUUAAUAAAAGGAAUUUUAUACAUUGACUCAGUUGGAUUCAAUGGACGGUCCCAGUGCUAUUACUUUGAAAACCCUGCUGAUUCUGAAAAGUGUCAGAAGUUACCAUUUGAUUUGAAAAAUCCUUAUCCUCUUCUUCUGGUGAACAUUGGCUCAGGGGUUAGCAUCUUAGCAGUAUAUUCCAAAGAUAAUUACAAACGGGUCACAGGUACUAGUCUUGGAGGAGGAACUUUUUUUGGUCUUUGCUGUCUUCUUACUGGCUGUACCACUUUUGAAGAAGCUCUUGAAAUGGCAUCUCGUGGAGAUAGCACCAAAGUGGAUAAACUAGUACGAGACAUUUAUGGAGGGGACUAUGAGAGGUUUGGUCUGCCAGGCUGGGCUGUAGCUUCAAGCUUUGGAAACAUGAUGAGCAAGGAGAAGCGAGAGGCUGUCAGUAAAGAGGACCUUGCCAGAGCGACUUUGAUCACCAUCACCAACAACAUUGGCUCAAUAGCAAGAAUGUGUGCCCUUAAUGAAAACAUUAACCAGGUGGUAUUUGUUGGAAAUUUCUUGAGAAUUAAUACGAUCGCCAUGCGGCUUUUGGCAUAUGCUUUGGAUUAUUGGUCCAAGGGGCAGUUGAAAGCGCUUUUUUCGGAACACGAGGGUUAUUUUGGAGCUGUUGGAGCACUCCUUGAGCUGUUGAAGAUCCCCUGAUCGUUACCUGGGGAGGGGUUCCUGAAACCUUCCACAAUGGGAUCUGUGGACUCUCAUUUUUUUAAGAGACUUACUCAGUUUCACAACUGUGUACUACCCGCAUCAAAGUGAGAAAGGACAUGUGUAUUUUUCUAAGUCAUCAAGAUCAAUUCUUAAAAAUUCAAUCUGAACUAGCAACCAGGAAGGAAAGAUACAUUAAAAACAACAAAAAAGUGGCCCGUGUCCAGGCAGUGUGAGGACUUGCUGUAUAUAAGUUGCCCUGCUAUUUUUUGAAAUCUGUGUCACUCACUGGAGAUGCUUCAGAAGGGAGCUGCUUUGUGUUCAGUUGACUGUGGUUUUGUGUCUUUUUUGAACUCACUGAAUGUAAGGCAGGCCUACUGUGUGUUACAAUCGAAUCACAAUUUGUCAGUAUGGUCUUGGCGGUCAUCUGCAUUACUCGGGUUUGCAUUAAGCCUGUGUGUGAACUUGCUGUAAGACAUGUUUUAUUUUAAGGUUCUGCAAACUUAAUUGGGCAAGUUAAUUGUGUACCUGAAACUUAACAAGCGGUUUUUGGAAGGGCAGUUCCACGUUACUUUACACUAAAUGCUGGGAAUGGAUGAAUGGAAAGACA
Messenger RNA from Callithrix jacchus (white-tufted-ear marmoset), 3556 nucleotides. RefSeq names its product pantothenate kinase 2 (gene PANK2). Gene Ontology annotation, cellular component: nucleus; cytosol. Gene Ontology annotation, biological process: coenzyme A biosynthetic process. Gene Ontology annotation, molecular function: ATP binding; pantothenate kinase activity. Lineage: Eukaryota; Metazoa; Chordata; Mammalia; Primates; Cebidae. The record is from RefSeq and is a predicted model, not a curated record.